AGUUCUCUUGUUCCUGCAUGUAUAUAUAAGGAGAUGAACCAGUGUACCAGUUGGAACAGAUACCAGUCUGUAAACCUCUCAUCACUCUGAAAAGAUCAAUUCAGUUGAAAGGAUGAAGUGCACUGUGGCCUUUCUUGUGCUGUCCAUGGCCGUCUUCAUGGCCGAACGUGGAGACUGCUAUUGGGUUUCCCACCACGUGGUCCAUCAUUUCAUCGGGAAAAAAGACAUGACGGACAAGCAGCUGGAGCAGCUGCUGGAGGAGCAGCAGCAGCUGGAGGAGCAGCAGCAGCAGCUGGAAGAGCAUCAGCAGCUGGAAGAACAGCAGCAGCAGCUGGAAAAGCGUUCAGUUGACUUCAACCAUCGACGCCAUGCUUUUGACUAAAGUCUGGGCUCUGUCUGAAGAUCUGCUUUGAGUGAAGAGAACAACCUUUUGUUCUUCACCAUAAGACAGAAAAGCAUCAGUCAUACCAGCCAACCAAGUUAUAACAUUCAGAUUUGCAUUGUUUUUGCUGAUAGAGAAAUUUGGUUCAUUUGUUUUGGUAAAUUGUAAGACGCUUAAUAAACUGGCAUUUUGGCAUUCUCAA
Messenger RNA from Stegastes partitus (bicolor damselfish), 584 nucleotides. RefSeq names its product moronecidin-like. The record is from RefSeq and is a predicted model, not a curated record. The coding region runs from base 113 to 382 and encodes 89 amino acids. NCBI's taxonomy places the organism in Eukaryota, Metazoa, Chordata, Actinopteri, Pomacentridae. Gene Ontology annotation, biological process: defense response to bacterium. The transcript has 4 exons.